Setaria italica (foxtail millet) is the source of this 1097-nucleotide messenger RNA. RefSeq lists its product as uncharacterized. NCBI's taxonomy places the organism in Eukaryota, Viridiplantae, Streptophyta, Magnoliopsida, Poales, Poaceae. Bases 94 to 738 code for a protein of 214 amino acids. The transcript is spliced from 2 exons. The record is from RefSeq and is a predicted model, not a curated record.
CCCCUCCUCCAAACACCUCGUGCUCCCCUCAGAUCCUCCGCCCUCCCUCCCUCCUCCAGCCUGCUCAGCCCCCACUCGCCGCCAUCCGGAUCCAUGGUGGCGUCCAUGCUCCUGCGUGCGUCCCGUGUCGCGACUCGCGCCGCUUGCUCAGCUGUGUCUGCUGCAUCUCGCCGUGCAGCCGGGGCGGGUUCAGCCGGUGCGGCCGUUCCAGAUCUGCUUCUGCCCAGAUCCACCCCCGUCGCCUCUCCGCUCUUCGGGAGGUACCAGGCAUCUCGACGUACAGCCGUGGCGUGUUUAGGUGGUGCGGGCGCCCAAGAUCUGCUUCUGCGCAGAUCCACCCCCGUCGCCUCACCGCCGUUCGGGAGGUGCCUGUCCUCCCUCAUGGCCCGUUCCGAUCAAGGCACACUUGAGCCUCUAACUCGUCCUGCCUUUGAGGUCGACGACAAGGACCUCGAGUCAGAUGAAGCCCUGUGGGCCUUUUAUGAGCGCUGGUGCAAGUUUUGGGGUCAGGAGCGGAGCCGUGAAGAGAUGCAGCGUCGCUUUGACUUGUUCAAGGAUACUGUACUGUUUGUGCACCGUUGCAACAAGAAUGGCGACCAACUUGAAGUAGGCAUGUUUGCUGAUGGGAAGCUAGCUGAGCAACAAGUAGGCGUGUGCAAGGAGGUUUUUGAAAGCCUGCCUUACUCCAAGUCACUUAUUAUUGGGAGAGCUGGUCCCAUUCUCUUCAAUAAUAAAUAAAGGCUCCGAGUAAGAGGAUUUUAUUUUUGUGCUUUAUCCACCCCCACCCCGCUAAGCACAUCAUGCGGUGUGCGACAGUGCGAGGUCAGGAUUGUUCAGGGCAGGGAAUUUGGUGAUAAGAUUGGAAAAUUCAAUCAGAAAUCGCCACGUCGACCUGCAAACUUAGCUACACUGAACAUUGACAGCACUUUGUACAUUUGCUCGGCAAUGUCUAGAGUAGAUUUUCCUUCUGUUUGCUGCUGACAAGAUGCACCAAAGCGAGAAUUCGAGUAAAAUACAUUGCAUUGUACAACAGGCUCUGUGCUAAGGGUUCUACUUGUACAAAGUGAUUAUGCAAGGCAGGUUGAAAUUGCAUUCUA